AUGGUCCCUCUCCAUGUCUGUCCCCGUGCCUUUCACUUUGCAAUCUAUUCCUCUCGCUCAGCAAGGUCGUUUUCGCAUUCUGCAAGCUGUCUGAAGGCUUCCCCCCUCUUCCAUAACAGUGUUCGAGCGGACACGGGUUCAUCGAACGAGCAUGGCGAGAAAAAAGUCUUGCGUAUGCUGAUAUUCGGGAAGCCUGGUGCUGGCAAAGGUACCUUGUCAGCACGACUAGUUAAGAACUUCAAUAUCUUGACGCUCUCCACUGGGGAUUUGCUAAGGCAGCAUAUCGCUGAUAGGUACUGUUCCAUCUUCAUCACCUUGUGGUAA
Messenger RNA from Serpula lacrymans var. lacrymans S7.9, 324 nucleotides. RefSeq lists its product as uncharacterized. NCBI's taxonomy places the organism in Eukaryota, Fungi, Basidiomycota, Agaricomycetes, Boletales, Serpulaceae. The transcript has a single exon. The record is from RefSeq and is a predicted model, not a curated record. The coding region runs from base 1 to 324 and encodes 107 amino acids.